AUGGAGGAAGAACUCACGGGCGCCACGGAUUCGAAAGGGAGUGGAGAUGAUGAUGAUCUGCUCGCACCAUCCAACGUGCAGGAGGACCGAUUCGAAGAGUACGACGGAGAUUACCAGGCAGAGGAUGAAGAUGACGAAGAUGACGAUUUUGUAGCGACCAGCACCGCCUCGUCUUCAUCAUCGACGAGCCGCAAGCGUCGGCAGCCUGCAGCCAAGAAGUCCUCCACCACGAAGGCCAAGAGGGGGGGUGGUGGCGCGCGUGGUGCAUCGAAGGCCAAGAAGGGCGGCGGUGCCACCACCGCUACGAGGAGAGCCUCCAAACGGCGACGAAAGAGCGACGACCUGGACCAGGAAGAUGGUGAUGAUGCAGAUGAAGAUGGAGACUACGUCGAGGGCAGCAGUCGGCGAGGAGCACCACGAAGUAGCAGCGAUGCCAGGGACGACGAGGACCCCACCAUGGACACCACGACCAUAACCCCCACUACGACCACAACGACCACAACGACCACGGCCGCUACAUCUACUUCGGCCAGUUGCAUCGUCAACCUGGGCGGUGUGGGCAGCUGCAGCGGCGGCCGGACGUGCGGCGGUCGCGGGCCGUCGCUGGCGCGGCUGCCGAUGCUGUGCCGCGCAGUGCUGCGGUGCCUGCCGCCGCCCCAGCCCGAGCUCGAAGGCAACGAGGCCCUCCCGUACGACUCCGACGCCAUCCAGGCCCUCGUUCUCGACCUCGCCGUCGACCCUGCCCUCCACGCCGUCGACACUGUCGGUAACGCCGUCGCCAACACUGUCGACGGUGACCGCCACCACCACAACAGCGACAACAACAGCGCGGCCGAUGCCGAGCGUCGGGUGGUGGCCGAGGCCGUGCGGCGGGUGGCGGCGUCGACCAGCGCCGGCGGGCGGCGGUACCGGCUGCCGCAGCGCGACGGGUACGACCGGCGGGCGGUGCUGGCCCUGUACGAGGCCUUCCUGGCCAGCCCCAAGCAGCAGAAGAAGCGCAGCUAUCGAAUGGAGGGCGCGCCCGACCUGCGCUCGCUGUGGACCGAGGAGCGCAUCGCGCGGUUCCAGAUCGCGUUCCGCAAGUACGGCUACAGCCCGACGUCGAACCGCAAGAUCGCGGAGGCGAUCGGCGAGGGCAUCCACGCCAACCACGUGGCGGACUUCAAGCGGCGGUACAAGAAGGUGCUGAUCAAGGAGGGCCGGCUGGACGAGCUCAAGUCGAUCAGCGGCAUCCGCAUGAAGAAGAUCGAGCAGAAGAUGAAUCAGCUCCGCAACCAGCAGGAGCAGCGGCAGCAGAAGAAGAACAACAAAACCAACAAAACGAAGAAGAAGCCCGGUACCCGGGUGUCCAAGCGCGCUCUCGCGGCGGCAGCGGCGGUGGCCGCCGAGGCCGAGGCGGCCAGUGCCGGCCUCGUCGACGCUGCCGUUGAUAGCGGCGCCGUGGUCGGGAUGGUCGCUGAUGUAAGCAGCAGCGACGCCUCGGCUCCCGCGUGA
Molecule: messenger RNA, 1494 nt
Organism: Acanthamoeba castellanii str. Neff
Lineage: Eukaryota; Discosea; Longamoebia; Acanthamoebidae
Exons: 1
Coding region: 1-1494 (497 amino acids)
Source: RefSeq, a predicted model, not a curated record